Molecule: messenger RNA, 2394 nt
Organism: Anopheles funestus (African malaria mosquito)
Lineage: Eukaryota; Metazoa; Arthropoda; Insecta; Diptera; Culicidae
Exons: 4
Coding region: 1-2394 (797 amino acids)
Molecular function (GO): catalytic activity; zinc ion binding; nucleic acid binding
Source: RefSeq, a predicted model, not a curated record
AUGCUGCUUAGCGAGGCUAAAUCGAGUUGCAGCGAGACGGUGACACCACUGACGCAAACCGCGGGUUCAUCUAAACGGGGGAGAAGUGCGAUAACCCCGGAAGUGGUACCAUCGGUGCAGAAGAAGCCUAAAAGUGACGCUUCGGGGAACCUCGUAACCGAAACUCCCAUAACCGAAACGUCCGACGAACUGCCGUGGACCACCAUCGUUAAGCGGAGGCAGCAAGAGCCCAAGAAGACGACUACCGAGCAAGCGGGUAAGGCAGCAGUCCUGCCAAAGAUGGCCUCUCAAACGCGCCACAAAACGGAAGCGAUAGUAGUGGGGCUCAAAGAAAAGGAGUCGUACGCCGACAUUCUGCGAAGGGUGAAGGCGGAUCCGAAACUGCAAUCGCUUGGGAAGCAAGUUUCCAAGGUUAGACGCACGAGGGAGGGAAACCUGAUUUUCGAGCUGAAGCGAGACAAUGCAGUAAGCGGUAGCGACUUCAAGGACCUGCUACAGGAUUCCGUGGGAGAAGUCGGUCAGGUCACAGUGCGAGGAAAUGUUGCGACACUUGAAAUUCGCGACAUAGACGAGGUGACUAGCCCGGAAGAUGUUGAACGCGCGCUAAAAGCGAGAUUCGAACUCGGUACCACUCGCCUCGACAUCAACAUAAAGCCGGCAUUCAACGGAACGCAGACAGCCUGCAUAAAAAUGGCAGCCAAGCAAGCGCUGCUUAUAGCGGCAGCGAGAGAGGUAGAAAUUGACUGGUCAAUUUGCCGAAUCCACAUUCUGCCACAAUCGCGAAGGUGUUUCCGCUGCUGGGAAUACAACCAUGUGCAGCGAGACUGCAAGGGACCGGAUAGGAGAAACAACUGUCUGCGGUGCGGCGAGGAGGGCCACCAGGCUCGCACGUGCACCAAACCGGCAGUAGUGGUUGAGGAAAAGGGCGAUGUGGUCAUUCUGUCGGAGCCGUAUCAAGCACCGAAAGGCGGCAGCAACAACUGGGUUUCGGACAAAACAGGCAAGGCUGCAAUCUGGGCUGCGGGAAGAUUCCCGAUUCAGAGAGUGGUCUCCUGUACAUUCGAGGGUUUCGUGAUCGCCGAAGUAAACGGAGUGUGCAUCUGCAGCAGCUACGCACCGCCAAGCUGGGAGCUGAAAAGGUUCAACGAGAUGUUGGACAACCUAGUCGCUGAACUCAGUGGGAUUAGCGACGUGAUCAUCGCCGGAGACUUUAACGCAUGGGCCGUUGAAUGGGGGAGCAUUCGCACGAACAACAGGGGAGAAGCGAUACUGGAGAGUUUCGCCCGGCUGAACGUUGUCCUGGGAAACGUUGGCUCCACUCCUACAUUCAGCAGGAACGACAGGACGUCGAUUAUCGACAUUACGUUCUGUAGUCCCGUCCUGGCGCAACACCUAAACUGGCGAGUGAGCGAUACGUAUACCCUGAGCGAUCAUCGAGUUGUCCGGUAUAGCAUCGGGAAAAAGCGCAUAACACUGCAGGUUCCGUCAAACAAAAUGCGAGGCUGGAAAACCCGGAUGCUCAACAAAGAACUUUUCUUGGAAGCGCUUAACUUCGGCGAUUUUGGAAUAGUUCGAAAUGCUCCAGAUCUUGUAGCUGCUCUGUCCACGGCGUGUGAUGCCACGAUGCCCCGUAGAAAGCCACCCCGUCAUUCCCGUACUCCUGCCUACUGGUGGGACUCUACCAUCGCGAAGUUCCGGUCUGAUUGCUUGGCAGCCCGCAGAAAAAUGCAACCGUUCACAGUCCCGGAGUCCGAACCUGAGCCGAUUACAGUCGACGAGAUCCUCAGGAUCGCUGACCGCCUCAAACCAGGAAAAGCACCCGGGCCGGAUGGACUUCCUAACGAGGCAGUCAUGGUGGCCAUGAAAGCGUAUCCGGCAGUGUUCCAAACCGUGCUGCAGACCACUCUCCUGUCUGGGCAGUUCCCGUCGUUGUGGAAGAAGCAAAAGCUGGUUCUAAUACCAAAGCCGGGCAAGCCACCGGGUGACCCGUCAGCCUUCAGGCCGUUGGGUCUCAUCGACACCAUGGCUAAGGUUCAGGAGAUGACGCUUCUGGAUCGUUUGGUUCAAUACACGGAAGGCGAACACGGGCUUUCUGAGCGCCAGUUCGGUUUUCGGAAGAAGCGCUCAACGGUUGACGCAGUACUGGCGGUGCUCGAGAAAGCUUGUCCGGACGCCGACGAGACGGCAGAACAUGUCAUGUUCGGCUGUCCAAGGUUCAUCGCCGAACGUCAGCAGCUGAACGACAUGUGCGAUACGGAGGUUGGGCACUCAAACUUGGUGCAGCUGAUGCUCCAGAACAGCAAUAUGUGGGAGGCUGCGUCGUCGAUGAUGCGCCAGGUCGUUACAAAGCUGCAGCGGUGGUGGAGAGAAGACCAGAUGCAUGGUCUUGCCUGA